Messenger RNA from Nanorana parkeri, 709 nucleotides. Its product is annotated as butyrophilin-like protein 8. NCBI's taxonomy places the organism in Eukaryota, Metazoa, Chordata, Amphibia, Anura, Dicroglossidae. The record is from RefSeq and is a predicted model, not a curated record. The coding region runs from base 137 to 652 and encodes 171 amino acids. The transcript is spliced from 3 exons.
AGAUAACACUGAAGUGGUUGCUACCCUCUAUAACACUGUCACCCUCCGGUGCUCAUUUCCCUUCAUACGGGGGUCAGAAGGCCUGUCGGUGGUCUGGGAGAAGAACGGCGGGGGAAGAUGGAUCGUACACAAGUUCAUGAAGGGUCAGGACCAAUUGGAGGAUCAGGAUAUAAAAUACAAGGAACGCACGCAAUUGUCUAAAGACUUCUCAGAAGGGACGGUGGAGCUGACACUUCGAGGUGUCACCUUCAGUGAUGAGGGGCCGUAUUACUGCCGAGCCGUCAAUGAUAGAGGCCAUGGGGACCAGAAAGUGCAAUUAACCAUAAACGAAUUAAAUGCAGAGGAACCUAUGGUUACCGUCGCUCACAUUGAUGGCAAAAAGCGUCUGAAGUGUAUUGAAACUGGCGCGUUCCGGGUUCCCGAGGUCAGGUGGUACGACAGGGAGGGCAAGGAUCUCUCUGCACAUGUAACACAUAACAUAACUGUCCUCGGGGACGGCAGGAUGAGGGUGGAAUCCGUGCUUGACCUGGAUGUGGAGACAAAUGCACAUUACUUCUGUCAAGUGAAAGAGGGGAGACUGAAGAGGACCGCCCGAGCUGUGAUAUCAGAUGGAGAGCCGGUGACCGUCACUGACACCAACCUUCCAGAGUGAGCACCAGGGGGGGGGUCGUUGUCCUCUGUGUGCCAAGGUCUCUGGUGCGUGCCAUGA